Dentiscutata erythropus is the source of this 215-nucleotide messenger RNA. The record is from the annotation of a GenBank genome assembly. Lineage: Eukaryota; Fungi; Glomeromycota; Glomeromycetes; Diversisporales; Gigasporaceae.
AAGAGAAACCACCUCCAUAUCCUGCUUAUUGGUCCGUCAAAAGAAGGAUAAAAGAAAAGACGGGCUAUUUGGUAACGCUGUCCAAGCGAACAUAUAAAAUAUCAACGAAGAGUUGGAGAGAACUCAACAAAGGCAAUACCUUUGGAGCGGCCAGUUCUCUUGAAACAGUACAAAGACCGUUGGAUGAUGAUCUGAUAACAGCUGAUUACAGCUGA